UUACCAAAUGUUAAAUUCAAAACUUUAAAAAUACAUAGAAACUAACGUGAAAUUAAAGACAAACGUAAAAGCUUACUAGUACAGAUUAGGAAUCGAAACCGUCUGGAGUUUAUCCCAGUUCUGAAAUUUGAAAACACAUACAAGAAUGGAGUCUUCACAUGAACCUCUUGUUGGUCUACCAAACAUAACUGACCUAACAAAACAACACAUAGACAUAGGGUUUGUAGAUCAACACUUAAGAACCAAACAACACCUUAAUAUUGAAUCCACUCAACUUGUUCUCUCUCAAUCACUCACUCAACAAUGCUCUCACCUUCACUCUUAUCUCCUUAACCGAAUCACCAAACGCACCGUUUCAUGGAUUUCUCGCUCCUUCAAAUCCAAUUCCUCCUUCCAUCACCUCACUCUCUGCCUCCAAAAUCUCUCCCUCCUCACUUCUCCCCAUGGAGUUGGUUCCAAAAGGUUUCGUUGGGUUUUGAGUGACGAGCUUCCGCGAUUGGCUAAAGAAUUGAACCGACUUCAGUCUAUUCGGACUUAUCUUGAGGUUGCUGUACAGUUAGAAGCUUUGGUGGGAGAUGUUGAAGAUGCCGCCCUCUUUGUCAUGGCUGGCAAUAUGUUUUCAUCAAAGCUCUCAGUUUCAUCCGUUUCUCAGGAUAAUACAAGAAAGCAUGGCAAGUUGCUUCAGGCCAUAAAAGCCAUGAAUGAUAUUGAACAACUAUUGGUCACCAUUGUGAAAUUCCAUCCUCAAUGGAAGUGUCUUCUGAGGUCUGUUGAUGUUAGAGUAGAUAAGAUCUUGGCUGCUCUUCGCCCACAAGUUUUUGCAGAUCAUCGGGCUCUUCUUGUCUCUCUUGGCUGGCCGCCAAAACUGCUACAAUCAGAAAACAGAAGCGAGCAAAUAACAAGCCUUCCUAACCCACUUGUUCUCAUGCAAGAAAAUAAAAAAAGAAAUUACUCUCAAAGUUUUAUAGCUAUUUGUGCUUUACAGCAUCUGCAAGAUAAAAGAGAAGAGAGACAUCUUAAUAGUAAUCUUAUAAAAAGAGAGAACCAGAACUUACGACUUUGGGCUAUUGAUGAACUCGUGUCUCCUAUAGCAUCAAGGAUGGAAUACCAUUUUGGAAAAUGGACCGAGCAGCCAGAAUAUAUGUUUGCCCUGGCAUAUAAAGUUACUCGGGAUUUUAUUACUGGAAUAGACAAUGUCUUGCAGCCUCUCAUUGAUAAGGCAAGGCUUAUCAGUUGUAGUGCAAAGGAAGCUUGGGUCUUUGCGAUGGUUCAAAUGCUUUCUGGAUUUCUAAAAAAGAAAGUUUUCUCUUCGCUUGCUGAAGGAUACAGCGUAAAGCAUUUGAAACCUGACGUGUCGUCUUCGUGGCUUCACCUCGUAGACCUUAUCAUUGCUUUUGACAAAAGGAUGCAAUCUCUUGUCAAUCUAGAUACUUGUUUAUUGGCUGAGUCUGGAAAUUUUGAAGGACCCUCAAGAGGUAUGUCGGUUUUAACGAUAUUCUGUGAUAGGCAUGAUUGGCUGAAGAUCUGGGCAAAACUGGAAUUCAAAAAUGCUUGGGCAAAACUUAAUACAGAGCUGAAAGAGGAGAAAACAUGGAUGGUUUCUACCAAAUGUAAAUCUGGGAUUGACACUGAUCUGGAACAUCUGUUGUCUACUAUAGAAGAUCACAAAGCUCCCCCUAUUGCAGAGUUGUUCCUUAAGAUUAUUUGGGAAAUGAUUGAACGUUGCCAAACUGUGCCGUCCAUUUUAUUACGUGCACAAUUUAUUAGAUCUGCAGCAGGAAGAUUCCUCUGGUAUUUCUUUAAGAUAAUGCUUUUGCGGUUCAAGUCAACUGAAUUAUCACCUCAUAGUUCUGAUGAUGGUACGAUAGUUAGAGCAUGUGGGUUGAUAAAUGCUGCCAGGUAUAUUUGGAUUAAGCUGCAAGAAUGGAGUGACGCUGUAGAUUUUUUGGAGAUGAAGAUUGCGGAAAAUGAUUCUUGCAAGAAAAUACAAGAUGAUACUAGGGAUAAUGACUGCUUUUUUGAUGAAGAAGUAAGAAGCUUGUCUGAAAUGGAAACUAACUGGCUGGUGGAAAUUAUUGCGGUUAUUCUUCGGCAAUUUGAAACACUUUCUUGGAAAUAUAUUCAAAACAACGAUAACUUUGAGGGAGAUCAAGGUUAUACAAAUCUAGUUGUUUCAAGAGAGGCUAUUGAUUUAGCUGUUUCCAAUGAUUUUGUUGAAGCUUUAGAUGCUUUAAAAAGUUGGCUAUGUAUUGUGAAGAUAAAUCUCAACAGAAAGGAUUUCUUAGAUUUAUGGAGAAGCAUUGCCGAAGGGCUAGAUCAUUUUAUUUCAAGCAGCAUUUUAACAAGUGAGAUUCGGUUCCCUAAGAUUGGGAUCAAUCAAUUUGAUGCUGAUAUGCAAGCUUUGAUAUUUAUUUUCAAGCCUUUUUGUGCUCGCCCGCAUGCAUUUUUCCCUUGUAUUAAUGACAUUCUUAAGUUGCUAAAGCUAAAAAAGUAAGAGGCAAAUCUUAUUCAAGCAAGGGUUACUAUCCAAUGAUGAAAGUUGAUACAAAUGCUUGCAUCUUCAUGGAAUUUCUCAUCUAUCAGUUAAUCAAGUUCUUAAAUACAGAAAUUGAGGCGGCACUUAAUUUAUGGUAUAUCUAGUGUUGGUGAAGAAAUUUUGGCCAACUGAGAUAGUACUCUUUUCAUAUGUUUGGAUCAGCUUUUCAGCCCCCAUUCGCUCUCCAAUGAAAAUUUUAACGUGAUUUUGUGAUGCUAGGAAA
Molecule: messenger RNA, 2759 nt
Organism: Vicia villosa (hairy vetch)
Lineage: Eukaryota; Viridiplantae; Streptophyta; Magnoliopsida; Fabales; Fabaceae
Product: RINT1-like protein MAG2L
Exons: 4
Coding region: 146-2494 (782 amino acids)
Biological process (GO): retrograde vesicle-mediated transport, Golgi to endoplasmic reticulum; regulation of ER to Golgi vesicle-mediated transport; endoplasmic reticulum to Golgi vesicle-mediated transport
Cellular component (GO): Dsl1/NZR complex
Source: RefSeq, a predicted model, not a curated record